This is a messenger RNA of Trichoderma breve, 1401 nucleotides long. RefSeq lists its product as uncharacterized. The transcript is spliced from 3 exons. The record is from RefSeq and is a predicted model, not a curated record. The coding region runs from base 1 to 1401 and encodes 466 amino acids. Lineage: Eukaryota; Fungi; Ascomycota; Sordariomycetes; Hypocreales; Hypocreaceae.
AUGUUGACUGUUCCGACUACCGAAAACAAAAAUGCUCACUGCCCAGACACUAUUAAUGUUUAUACUUCAACACCGACAAACCAGGCACACGUUGCUGCCGAUGGCAGUGCAAUUAUAGUGCGUGUCAAAGAUUGCGGAAACCAGGCCGCCAUCGUAUCUGUAUUAGCGAUUACCAGUCCGUUAAAGCCACCUCACGUCCUGGCAUUAACCAAAUUUGCCUGUCCUCUACACUUCUCCUCGCAGGCCCUUGUUUACGGAUAUUUUACGACUGUCAAAGAAAUAAUGUAUCCAGCCAACUGGUGUGUCGAGUCCGACAACUUCAAUUGGCGAUUUUUCCGCUGGCUGUUCGAAGCGGAAUCUUAUCUACAGUCAAUUCUCUUUAGUGUCAGCGCUUUCCAAGAUAUCCUGUCUUUCAAGCCUACCAAGGGUUUGAGCUCAUCCAGCACUGCCAUCGAGUUCUCCUCAGAGACACGCUGUUACUUGGGGAAUACUAUUAGUCUCUUGAACAAGCAACUGCAAGAUUGUCAUAUGCAACUCCACGACAGCACUGUGGCAGUGGUUAUAAGCCUCGCCAUGAUAGCUGAUGCAAUGGGCGACACUAAUGCUUGCAAGACGCAUAUUAAAGGGUUAAACCAGAUGAUACGUGCGAGGGGCGGUUUGGGCGCGAUUAGAAGUAACGGGCACGUACAAAUGAAGAUCUGCCGCAUUGACUUAGGGUGGUCCCUCAAAACUGGCUGUCGCUCUACUUUCUUCAACGGCGACUUAUCGUGGGACUCAUGUUUCGUCAAAGUUAUUCCCGAGGAAACAUAUUCACAACCAAAUAUAUCCUCAACGAUCGCGCAUAUGCUACGUGGUAAUAUUAGCCAUAAGCUUUUCACUGUUUUCAUUGACAUGCAGAGAUUUUCUCUGCUAGUUAAUACGUUCGUCAGCUCACAAAACAAGCUCAAGCAAGAGCUUUUCCAAGAGGCCAUGAUUUCUAUUCAAUACCGCCUCUUAUUCCUCCGAUACCGCCUUGAUACGCAACUCUUGGAUGAAACCGUCCGUAUUAGUCUCCUUGCUUACCAGGCUUCUAUCUUUUUAUAUAUCCCUGGAAGUAGCUCUCGGUAUGAGUUUUUGGAAAGCCAAUAUCACUCAAUCAUUCAAGAGAUGGACGAUUCGACGACAGAAGCAGUUAACUUCAAACUUUGGAUGCUCUUUGUGGGAGCUUUCAUUUUCCAUGAUGCGACCAAUCAAUUACUCUACUCGAUAAUUGCGAAUUUAACUAUAGGUUCUAGUUGGACGUCAGUUCGCACUCGGCUAAAAGAUAUUAUGUGGAUUGAUGUUAUCCACGAUGACCGAGGCAAAGAGAUUUUUCAAGCUUCUUCUGGAGCUGCCAGAAGUCAUAGUGCGAUGUAUAAAUAA